GGAGGAAGUGAAGAAAUGUCUGCCAAUUUAAAGUACCUUUCCUUGGGCAUCCUGGUUUUUCAGACCACAAGUUUAGUGUUGACCAUGCGCUACUCUCGGACACUGAAAGAAGAAGGACCUCGUUACUUAUCCUCUACUGCAGUAGUUAUUGCUGAACUUCUGAAGAUUUUGGCCUGUGUUCUGUUAGUCUACAAAGACAGCAAAUGCAAUUUACGGACUCUGAACAGAGUGCUACAUGAUGAAAUCCUUAACAAACCCAUGGAAACUCUUAAACUUGCUAUUCCUUCAGGAAUUUACACUCUUCAGAACAACUUGCUAUAUGUAGCAUUGUCAAACCUAGAUGCAGCCACAUACCAGGUUACAUAUCAACUGAAAAUUCUCACCACAGCACUGUUUUCUGUGUCCAUGUUGAGCAAGAAACUGGGUGUAUACCAGUGGCUGUCACUAGUAAUAUUGAUGACAGGAGUGGCAUUCGUGCAGUGGCCUUCAGACUCUCAAGCAACACCUGCUAAGGAGCACUCAGCAGGAUCACAGUUUGUAGGCCUGAUUGCAGUUCUCAUAGCGUGUUUUUCUAGUGGAUUUGCUGGGGUUUAUUUUGAGAAAAUUUUAAAGGAAACUAAGCAGUCUGUGUGGAUCAGGAACAUUCAGCUUGGAUUUUUUGGUAGCAUAUUUGGACUGAUGGGUGUUUACAUUUAUGAUGGAGAGCAACUGUCAAAGAAUGGAUUUUUUCAAGGAUACAAUAAACUUACUUGGGUGGUGGUGGUUCUGCAGGCACUUGGAGGGUUGGUGAUUGCUGCUGUUAUAAAAUAUGCGGACAACAUUUUAAAGGGAUUUGCAACUUCUCUCUCUAUUAUACUGUCAACGCUGAUCUCCUAUUUCUGGCUGCAGGAUUUUGUCCCUACCAGUGUCUUUUUCCUCGGAGCCAUCCUUGUAAUAGCAGCUACUUUUCUAUACGGUUAUGAUCCCAAACCUGCAGGAAAUCCCAUUAAGGCAUAGCAGACUUCCUCAUCAACCUGCUCCUCAAGAUCAUGCACUGGGGGCCUUGCUAGCACUGGCGUGUGGGAAGUGUCACUGUGCACUGCAAGGGAAG
Cinclus cinclus is the source of this 1090-nucleotide messenger RNA. RefSeq names its product solute carrier family 35 member A3 (gene SLC35A3). Bases 16 to 996 code for a protein of 326 amino acids. Gene Ontology annotation, biological process: pyrimidine nucleotide-sugar transmembrane transport. Lineage: Eukaryota; Metazoa; Chordata; Aves; Passeriformes; Cinclidae. The record is from RefSeq and is a predicted model, not a curated record. The transcript is spliced from 7 exons. Gene Ontology annotation, cellular component: Golgi membrane. Gene Ontology annotation, molecular function: UDP-galactose transmembrane transporter activity.